AUGGCGAAGCUUGAACCAUACAAGGGCGGGUACUACCUUUGGAAAUAUGUGCCAUCCCUCGCAGCCGCUAUAAUCUUCAUCAUCCUCUUCACUUGCACAACGGCGUUUCAUUUCUUCAAACUAUGGAAAAAUCGAGCCCGAUUCUGCAUUCCAUUUGCCAUUGGUGGUAUAUUUGAAAUAAUUGGUUACAUCGCUCGAGCGUUUUCCCACAACAACACCGCUAGCAUCAUGCCUUUCGCCAUCCAAAACGUCUUCAUUCUUCUUGGACCAGUUCUGUUCGCGGCAUCGGUCUACAUGACACUGGGUCGAAUCAUUUCCGCCAUCGGAGCCAAGCAAAACUCGUUAAUCCCUAUCCGCUGGCUUACCAAGACAUUCGUUGCAGGAGACAUUCUUUCCUUUGUGGUUCAAGGAGGAGCAGCUGGUUUGAUGGUGACAGGGUCAAAUGCUGGAAUUGGUCAGGAUAUAGAGAUAGUUGGGCUCUUGAUUCAAGUGGUUAUGUUUGCGCUCUUUGUGGUCACUGCACUUGUGUUCCAGAUCCGUACCCAGCGGGAUUCGAGGUUUGAGUCUGGAGGUGGAUUGAUGUCGUGGAAGAGACAUCUCUACUUACUAUAUGCAGUCAGCUUGCUGAUCAUGAUACGUUCGAUAUUCCGGGUUGUGGAGUAUGGAAUGGGGACUGAUGGAUACCCUCUUACCCAUGAGUGGACUCUGUAUAUCUUUGAUUCUCUGUUGAUGUGGUCAGUCAUGGUGUCUUGGUUGAUCUGGUACCCUGGGGAGCUCUCACGACCCGAAUCGAGUGUGGAAUUGAACUCAGGAACUAGUUGUGGUGAGGUCUAA
Molecule: messenger RNA, 834 nt
Organism: Penicillium pulvis
Lineage: Eukaryota; Fungi; Ascomycota; Eurotiomycetes; Eurotiales; Aspergillaceae
Product: RTA1 domain-containing protein
Exons: 2
Coding region: 1-834 (277 amino acids)
Cellular component (GO): membrane
Source: RefSeq, a predicted model, not a curated record